AUGAACCCCCUCCUUUUAAUAUGUUCCUUGUACCUUUUUGGAUCAAAUAUAGAAACAGACUUUGUCUGUUCUUGUUCUACUACACCGAAGAAUGAGGGGUUGGGAAGUCUGGUGAUGUCCAAAUUGAAGGACUUGUUUGGAACGAAACAACAAGAAAGGGAAAGGAAUAUCAUAACAUAUAAGUUUGUAAAGCACACAUGUGAUGAAAAAAACCAAGGGAAAAAUGAAAAAAACGAAAAUAAAAUCGGGUUUGAAGUAUCCCAUGUGAAUAGACUAAUCUACAUUAACGAAUUGAAAACAUUCAUCCUGGGUGCAUAUAUACCGUACAUAUAUAUGAGUGUGCGAGAUAUAUAUAUAGUUUUAAAAAAAAUAAAGGAGUUAAAUUUUAAUACCGUAUAUACCUUUUUAUUUUGGCCUGAGAAUGAAUAUUUAGAAGAUCUUUAUGAUACCACGAAAUCGAAGCUUUUCUACUUGCUAAACUUCUGUGCGUCUAAUGGGCUUUUUGUCAUCCUAGACAUUGGACCAUACAUAGAUAAUAUUUAUAAUUCGAAUAUCCCUACUUAUAUUUUGUUCAGCAGAAAGUUGAAUGACUACAUAAGGGGUGUGUAUAUAGAGAAGGAAAGAAAAGGAAGGAAAUUUACAAAAAAAGUUGGAGACUACUUAUCCUUCAAUGUGUUUGGAAAGGAGAAAAGCUUUAUCAUAAAUGAAGACCCAGAAAAUGUAAAAUGGGAACAAAUAGAAAAUGAAAUAAGUAGGAAGAAAGCCUCUUACAUGAAGGGAGAUCAUACAUAUAAUAAUAUUUACAGCCUGUAUUAUUUUAAGAGAGCUAUAAAAUGGUUUAACUACAUCCUCCCUCGUUUAAAAAAAUAUGCAAACAUAAAUAAUGGACCAAUCAUCUACCUGAAUAUUGAUAAAACGUUCGAUAAUUAUUACAUGUACAUAAUAAUAGACUUGAAGCGCAGGAAUUAUUUCCGAAAUAUAUGCAACGUGGAGACCUAUUUUAAGGGUACCAAAUCGGAGGGAUCAUCCUUCCUGCAAUGUGUUAUUAACUUCUUCAAGCGAGUUAGAAGGAGCUACAUACUUACUCUAGGGUAUGUUUUGUAUACCCGGUUUAACCACUAUAUGAGAAUAUUAAAGGAGUACGAACUAGGGUUGAUGUACAUUAAUGAAAUUUACAAGUUGGUACAAUUGCAUUUCGGAAAAAUUAACACACUGACGACGAACUACCCUUUUAUUAAGGACGAGCUUAUUAACUCCUAUGCGGGGAACAGUUGUUACAACCAUUUUUUUCAUAACAACUGGUUUGACAAUGAGUGCAUAAAGUUAAACAAGCCUUGCAUCUGGUCACAAGUUUGGACUGGUGCCAAGUACAGCAUACAUAAUGUGAACUCGCCCAGCAUUUUGAGACGACACUUCCAGGAGCCCAUCGUGUAUGAUUCUUCUCCGUCGAUGCUUUCCCCGGUGAGCGAACUCAUAGCGCGCGAAAGCAGGAGCUUUAAACUGGACGAGGGGAAACCCCCCGUGGGGAACGAAGCGAAAGUCGAAACGGUAGACGAGGCAUGUGACGAGACAGGCGACGAGGCAGGUGACGAGGCAGGUGACGAAAUGGGACCUUCCGCAGACGAAACGGAAGAUGCCGACCAUGGGGAAAUCCACGUGGGCGUGAAAAAGGCCCAGAGUAAAUACAGCAGCAACAGCUACAUUGGCCACAUAAGAAAUUUUAAAGAUCUCACAUACAAUAUAUUAGUGUUCCUGGCGAAGGGAGGAGUGUUCCUGAACAUUUUCCCCUUCUACAGUGGUAAUAAUAUAAACAACACGCACACUUACUUGGAGCAUUACAGCAAAGAGACAGGGCAGCCGCUUGACCUGUACUUUAACCAGAAGGAACCUCUAUACUCACACAUUAAGAAGAUAUUCAAAUUUCUGUACAAGUAUGGGCAUCACUUACUAAAAAGUGAGCACUACAUACGGCCAGUAAAAAUCUCGACGAACAUUGAAAUGUACGACUAUGGCGUUAUUAAGAUUAUUUGCAAUCACAAUAUUAAGGGAAGCACCUAUGUAAAGGUUGGGCCUCUGAAUUACAACAUCAACAGCUUUAGCUGUAUUGUGUAUAAUGAAUAUAAGAAGAAAAUUAUUUAUGAUUCUUCGUUCAAUUACAGUUACGAAGUUUCGUUUAUUAACAGAAAGGAGGUGUACCCCCCAAUUGAUAAGUAUAUGUACUCCCUGGACGCAGCGACGUCGGGCCCCUUGAUGUGCAUGAGGGAGGACAAAAAGGAGGGAAUAAAAAGUGGCACUAGAGGAGGGUUGCUUCCGAAAAGCGUUGCAAAACAUAUGAAAAUUUUUUCGAACUUGUUCCCAAACAAUUAUGUACACCAUGUACACGAAAUUAAUGUACUUAAGCACUUUUAUAUGACCCUUGAUUUUACAAAAUUUCAGUGGUACAUAAUUGUGAUGAGAGAUAACGUCAACUAUGUGAAAUUGUUCCUCAGUAAUUACAGCUUUUACGUGUACGUGUAUGCAGACGAUAAGUUUCUUUACGGAGGGUUCAACGAGUACAAGUACAUAGAACUACUGAACGUGAAGAAGGUAUACAUCAUUUGCGCAAAUCUGGGUCUUGGCUUCCCAAAAGAGAGCAUCAGAACGGACUUUCUCAACCACAUAAAUGUGAAUGAUUUAAAGAAGGAUUAUUUUUUUUUUCAAGAUGCAGCUAGCCAAAAUGAAAUAAAAAAAAGAAAAAAAAAUAUGAAUGAAAGCUCAAAUGUGGACGAACAAAAUGGCUACCUAGCCCUGAACACACACACACAAUCUGGGGAAAAAAAAAAAAAAAAAAAAAAAAAUAUGAACGGGUCAGGCGAUAACUCACCAAUGAAUAACCACCGAAAGGGGAACAAGAGUUGUAUGCAGAGCGAUGUGCAAGAAGAAUCAGACGACGGUGAAGCUACAACCACUACUUGCAAUAAGCGAGGUACUAUCUUUGACGACUUGGAGCACAGAACAAUCGAUGUGCAUAGCAAAGAAAAUGAUUCCAGCAACAUGCACAAUGAGAACGAACGUAGUAUGCACAAUUACUACUCGGGAGAAAGUAUCGAUACGUUCAUAUUCAUCGUCACGAGGAAUGAAUACGAUUUGUAUAGCUGUGUUGGUCUGCAUGGGGAAAUAAUAAAAAAUGAGAAAAACGUAGAAGUAUACAAAAAAAUGUACAACAUGGUUGAUUACCCGUACAUAAAACCGUAUUUGUUGAACAAGGGGAAAGACAAAAACCCGAAGGAAGGGGAAACAUCAAAAAGCGGAAGUGAACAUGUGGAACACGAAAAUAUGAACUUUGAAACAUUGCUGGAUAGUAAGAAAACGGAAAUGAAAAGUAUAACAAAUUCGUUUAUAAAAAUGUGUUCCUCUCGAUUUUUCUCUUUUUUUUUUAACAAAAUUAAAUAUUAUUGCAAAAUGGGGAUUUUUAAAUAUUUAAACAAAUUCAGCAAGGUGAAUGUGAAGAGCAUUAAUUCGCCUCUAACGUGGUACACUUUGUUGUAUUUUGUAAAAAAUGUGGACUACAUAAGAUCCAAAUACUCUCUAAGGCUAUCUGCUUACGAUGAAAAACUGAAAGAAAUUGACGGGCUGAGUCGCGGGUUUGUCUACAUUAACAACCACAUGUUGGGAAGCUUCUGGAUAACAGACGAUAAGGAAAGUUACGAAAGUGAAAUAAAUGAAGAGAAAAAAUUAAAAAAAAGAAAGAAAAUGAAAAAGGAAAAAAAAAACAAAUUUGCCACGAACGAAAAUUUAAUUAGUAUCCCACUAACACGGUACAUGCGCAUACCAACCGAUUGGCUCAUCGAAGGAAUAAACGUAGUAAUUGUUUUUGAUGAAUUUGGAGGCAACCCCUACAAAGUCGAAAUUGUUCGUGAAGUGCUACAAGGGGGGGUAUACCGGUUAACGAAGAAGGAGAAGUAUGUAAACUGGGUUUUGUUCCUCUUCAUUUUGAGCAUUAUUGUCUUCAUUACGUAUUUCUGCUUCAAGGCUCUGCACAACUAUUUUAAAAUUAAAGAGGAGAAGGAAAGGAACAAGCAAAAUUAUCAAAAUAUUAUAGAAAAUAUCAUUACGCAUAAUAUUUAUGUGAACAGCUCGUAUGAUGAUGCCACGGAGGAAACAGCGUCUGAGGACAUUCAGAAUGUCAGCGAGUUUUUGGACUCCUGA
Plasmodium knowlesi strain H is the source of this 4188-nucleotide messenger RNA. Its product is annotated as conserved Plasmodium protein, unknown function. The transcript has a single exon. Bases 1 to 4188 code for a protein of 1395 amino acids. The record is from RefSeq and is a predicted model, not a curated record. NCBI's taxonomy places the organism in Eukaryota, Apicomplexa, Aconoidasida, Haemosporida, Plasmodiidae.